GUGGGCAGCGGGCGCCAUUGUGCUGUGGAGCAGGCCGCGGCGGAGCGCGUUCGUGGGCCUCCCGGCGCCCUCUCCCCGUGCUCCUCUCCCUCGCGUUCGCUUCCUUCUCCUCCUCCUUCUCCUUCCCUCCCCUUCCCUCCCCCCUGGCCGCGGACAUGCCGCGCGUUUACAUCGGCCGCCUGAGCUACCACGUCCGGGAGAAGGACAUCCAGCGCUUCUUCAGCGGCUAUGGCCGCCUGCUCGAGGUCGACCUCAAAAACGGUUACGGCUUCGUGGAGUUUGAGGACUCCCGAGACGCCGAUGAUGCCGUUUACGAGCUGAACGGCAAGGAUCUGUGCGGGGAGCGCGUGAUCGUGGAGCAUGCCCGCGGACCCCGCCGCGACAGGGAUGGAUACAGCUACAGUAGUCGCAGUGGGGGUGGUGGCGGAUAUAGCAGUCGGAGACAAUCUGGAAGAGAUAAAUAUGGACCGCCUGUUCGUACAGAGUACAGACUGAUUGUUGAAAACCUUUCCAGUCGCUGUAGUUGGCAGGAUUUGAAAGAUUUCAUGAGGCAAGCUGGGGAGGUAACCUAUGCAGAUGCACACAAAGAACGUACAAAUGAAGGCGUAAUUGAGUUCCGAUCAUACUCGGACAUGAAGCGUGCCCUGGACAAACUGGAUGGCACAGAGAUAAAUGGAAGGAAAAUCCGGCUGGUUGAAGACAAGCCACGGUCAAGCCAUAGGCGAUCUUACUCUGGCAGUAGGUCAAGGUCACGAUCUAGAAGACGGUCUAGAAGCAGAAGUCGUAGAAGUAGGAGCAGCCGCAGCAGGUCCCGUAGUGUCACUAAAAGUCGUUCCAGAUCUAAAUCCAGGUCACGAAGCAAAGACCGCUCACGUUCCAGAUCUAAAAGCAGGAAGUCUAGAUCAAAGAGCAAAUCAAAACCCAAGUCUGACAGGGGUUCGCGCUCUCACAGCAGAUCCAAGGAGAAGUCUGAGAAGUCUCGAUCCAGGUCCAGGUCCAGGUCUCGAUCUCCCAAAGAAAAUGGUAAAGGAGAUGCUAAGUCUAAAUCCAGGUCAAGGAGUAGGUCUCGUUCCAAUUCUCCACAGCAGCAGCCAUCUACCAAGGCUCGUUCAGAGUCACCACCCAAAAGAGCUGCAUCGAGGUCCUGUUCCAGAUCUCGUUCAAAGUCUCGCUCACGAUCAAGAUCUAGUUCAAGAGAUUAAGACUAGAACUCUCCUCUUAUAUUGCACACUAUUGCGGAACAUUUUUCCUACUUGUCAGGCCAUUAAUGUUACAUUAGUACUUCAGAAGUUUUUUUCUAUUGCAGGAGCAGAUGGCCUAAGAACUAAGUAAUGAGGCAUAAAGGUUUAAUUUGUAUCCUAAAUUUGAAAUUACAAGAUUGGAUGGUGGUACAAAGCAGGAAAAGCUCCCCCCCCCCACUUUUUUUUUUUUUUUAGAAAUUCAUCUAAAACUUUGAUUUUAUAAUAUUUCCACAGGAGUAACUUAACUACUCUUAAGUGUAAAGUGGUUUUUAUAUUAAAUGAAUAUAACAAGCUUAAAUCUGGGCUUUUUUGAACGUAUCAUUUUUUUCAUUUUUUCAUGGUUUUAGAACUGAGUAUCAUUGGCUUCAUAGGUUUACAGCUUGCUACCAAAGGUAGGAUUGCCUCGCUGAGCAGGUCAGAUAAUUCUCUAGCUUAUCUUAAUUUAUGGGAGCAGGCUGCAAAACUGUAAACUGUUAACAAUACUAGGAAAACCUUAGACCAGCAAUAAACUCAAGUUGGAGCAUUUGUUUUGCAUCUUAACUUGCCAAAAGAACAUUCCCCACAUGAUACUGUGACUGUAUUAAAGGUAAUAAAGGUACUCUGUAACCUGUGUCGUACAGUAUUGCUGCAAAUCAUACUUUAGAAACUUAAAAGAAUGAAAGCUCUCUGACAUUUUUUUUGCUUGACUAUCAAGUGACAGUUGUCAGACACUAAUGUCUCUUGGAUGUGGUCCAAGUCACUAGUAUGUUGUAUGAUUUGUCAGCCUCUAAAUAUCUAUUGGAUAUGAAAACUAGCUAAAUAAAGCUGUCUUCCCUCCCUUUUGACUCAUUUACGUUAACAUUUUGCUUCAGAAUAGAACUACAAUCCUGUUGUGUGUGAAUCUGAACUUUACUGGAAGUGUAAUCUCUUUGAGCUAGAGUUCUAGUCUUAACAAAGGCUUUGCUAAACCACAGUUGCCAAUUCACUUAAAUUGUGGAAUAGAACUUGUCCCAAAAACUCCCCUUUGUAGCUAAAUUGAUUUUUGUAACAUGCAAUAGGAAACAUUAGAACUGCCUUGUACUCUUUAUACAAUGUGUAGUUUGACUUGUAUAAAAUUAAAUUGGUGACUCAAGCUCUUGUGUUUAUUAUAGUGUUAUGGACUUCUGGGGGAAUGCUGGCGAAAUAAUUUAUCCUACUUACCUCUUUGACUGGAGUAACUACUUUGCUUUAGCAGGAGACUUGGGAAUUUUUGAAAUAAAGUUGGUUUUGUGCUUGA
Anas platyrhynchos (mallard) is the source of this 2496-nucleotide messenger RNA. It is a transcript of the gene SRSF6, whose product is annotated as serine and arginine rich splicing factor 6. Gene Ontology annotation, cellular component: nucleus; cytoplasm. Lineage: Eukaryota; Metazoa; Chordata; Aves; Anseriformes; Anatidae. Gene Ontology annotation, molecular function: mRNA binding. The record is from RefSeq and is a predicted model, not a curated record.